GUGAAGAUGACCGAAAACGGUACUCUACCGGGGCGUUAUUCAAUAGCGAAAGUGAAAGUAGCACGUGAUAACAACAAGAUUCGUUUCACUGGACAAUAGAUGAUAUGAAGUGUUAUCUUCUGUUUAUCGCAGCAACUUUGGCAACAUGUCAAGGCCUACCAGUGUUGGAUACUUCUCUUCGUUGGAUACAGUCAAGUACUUUAAAAGACAUUGAGUCCCAUCAGAGUGAUGCUGAAAAAAUCAUCAAUCAUGCCUUAUAUGGACCGGCUCAAAACCAGUCCUACAACAGACUGGCUGAGUUCACAGACACAUUUGGAUCUCGCAUUGCAGGAUCUCAGAACCUGGAAAAUGCCAUUGAUUACAUGGUUACCAAACUGAAGGAGGAUGGUUUGGACAAUGUUCACACAGAGGCUGCUCAGGUUCCUCACUGGGUACGAGGCAAUGAGUCUGCCGUGAUGAUCUCACCCCGGUACCACCCUAUGGCAAUGCUCGGGCUGGGCAGCAGUAUAGGAACUCCCUCUGAAGGAGUCACAGCUGAUGUUCUGGUGGUGACCUCUUUUGAUGAUCUCAAGGCUAAGGCCAGCAAGGCGAAAGGAAAAAUUAUAGUAUACAAUCAGCAGUAUGUCAGUUAUGGUAAAACUGUUCAGUACAGAGCCCUUGGAGCCCGAGAGGCAGCAAAGGUCGGGGGAGUGGCCUCCCUUAUCAGGAGUGUGACCCCCUUCUCCAUCUACUCCCCCCACACUGGAUGGCAGGAUUACGAUGACAACGUUACAAAAAUUCCCACAGCCUGUAUCACUAUAGAAGAUGCUGAAAUGAUGCAACGCAUGCAGGAAAGAGGAGUCAAAAUACGAGUGACACUGAAAAUGGAAGCCAAGAAUCUUCCUCCUGUUAUGUCAAGGAACACUGUGGCAGAAAUCAAGGGAUCCAAAUACCCAGAACAGGUGGUACUGGUGAGUGGACACCUUGACAGCUGGGAUGUAGGUCAAGGUGCUAUGGAUGAUGGAGGGGGAGCAUUUAUUUCUUGGCAGGCCUUAUCCAUUAUAAGACAGCUGGGACUGCAACCAAAGAGAACCAUUAGAAUGGUCCUAUGGACAGCUGAGGAAGAAGGAGGCUUUGGUUCUCAACAAUAUUAUGAAAAGCACAAGAAAAAUAUUGAUAAUUUUGACCUUGUAAUGGAGUCUGAUGAUGGUACAUUCAUGCCCCUUGGUUUCCAAUUUGCAGGCAAUUCUGCUGCAAGAACCAUCAUGCAAAAGGUUCUAGAACCCAUUCAGAAGGUGCAAUCCAUUCCCCUGCUUUCAGGAGGGCAAGGGGAGGACAUUGAUGAAUGGAUCAGUGCUGGGGUUCCAGGGGGUAGCAUUGCAACAGACCAAAACAAGUACUUCAAGUUUCACCAUACCAAUGCUGACACAAUGACCGUACAGGACCCAACAGAAAUGAACAUCUGCACUGCUCUAUGGACAGUUGUAGCUUAUACUGUAGCAGAUAUGGAAGACAUGUUGCCUCGGUGAUAAAAAAAUUUAGAUAUUUUAUAAACUGAACUUUCCCACCUGCAUAUUUUGGACACUGUAUAUUUAAGAUUUAUUGUUAAAAUUACUGUUUACAUUAGUAUACAAGUUUUUAAACUGUUUGGUUCUUAUCUCAUAUUGAUAUCAAAAAUACCUGGUAACUACAACCAAUUCCCCUUUAGGCAAUAUAUCCUUGUGUGCCCAUAUUUCGACAGUCUUAAUCUAUAGGUCCUCUUUUUAGAUAAAAUGAGCAAUAAUUUUGAAAGCUAAGACAUUUAUCAUGAAUAUCAAUCAUAGCUUGCUGUGUUAACAUAAUUUGAUUAACCUUUUUACAUUUUGUUAUUUCAAUAUACAAAGUAUAAAUUCAUCAACAAAAUUACGGGGGCCGCAAUUACUGGGUCCUAAAUUCGGCGAUUGCUCUACAUUGUCUUGUCAGUUAAAUUUAUCCUCACAACAUUACUUGUUUUUCAUUAAUGAAUCUUCGGUCCUUGCAGACGAUACACCAUGUGUUUCGUCAUAGUGUUUAUUUUUUUAUGUUACCAUGAUUCAAAUUCAGGGUAAUGGUGGAUUAACAAAAUUUGCUGUUCUUUGUGAGGAAAAAUUCAUAGAUUAAUUUCUUACUUGUUUGAAGUGCAUUUUGAUAAAUACUAGGCCAGUUGAUUGCUAGUCUAUCAUAGCAUCAUAUGCAUACAAAAUUUCUCUUAUUCCUGCGAAAACGAGCGAGAUGUAAACAAAAGAUAAUCACCGUCGAAAUUUGGACCCUGUUGAUUUUAGGACCUUCGACCAUACUAUUGAUAUUCUAACGUACUUAAACACAUCAUAUUGAUGUCAAAAUAGAUACAACUUAUUCCCCUUUAAAUGAAUUAUACCAUAGAUAUUUGUAGGUCAACACAUGCCAGUAGUUUAUUUGUACAGAUACUGUAAUUUCUUUUAUUGAUAAAUGGCUGUGCAUAGAGCCAGUGUGAGCAUAUGUAAAAACUUAUCUAUAAUUUAUUUACUCUCAAUCUGAUGGAACUAAGAAUUGGGACAUAGCAUCACCCAGUCCUCUCUUCACUUUGGAA
Messenger RNA from Magallana angulata, 2566 nucleotides. RefSeq names its product carboxypeptidase Q-like. The record is from RefSeq and is a predicted model, not a curated record. Bases 105 to 1508 code for a protein of 467 amino acids. The transcript is spliced from 14 exons. Gene Ontology annotation, biological process: proteolysis; peptide catabolic process. Lineage: Eukaryota; Metazoa; Mollusca; Bivalvia; Ostreida; Ostreidae. Gene Ontology annotation, molecular function: metallodipeptidase activity.